AUGCCUGUGACGGAAACUGCCAUUGAGAACGGUUACAAGUUUUACGAACUCUGGUGGGAGGCGCCUGGAGCUAUCAAGGCUUUGUUCAAUGUUGCCCUCGCUUUGCCCCUGGUCGCCCUCCUCGUGAAGUUGCACAAAUGGAACGAGAGUGCCAUGUUCUUUGACGGAAGCAGCGUCGCCAUGCAUUUGGCGACUGUGAUUCUCUACCUCACCGUCCACCUCACCUCUCUCCGAACUUUCCUCCCCGAAUCUACAGUGGCUUCCUCCUACUCUGUCCUCCCUACUCCUGCUCCCCGCGAAUUCCCUCCCACCAACGACGAGAAGAUUGAGGCUCUCCGCGUCUUGGCUGCCGCCAACGCCCUUGUCGGUCUCUUGACCGUUGGUAUCAUCGGCAUGCAGAUUGGCCAGGAGUAUGCCAGGCGAGUCGAGGAGAAGGAGCAGCGUGAGGUCGACGAGGGAAAGAAGGAUAUCUAA
This is a messenger RNA of Cryptococcus amylolentus CBS 6039, 474 nucleotides long. RefSeq lists its product as hypothetical. Gene Ontology annotation, cellular component: endoplasmic reticulum membrane. Bases 1 to 474 code for a protein of 157 amino acids. The record is from RefSeq and is a predicted model, not a curated record. The transcript has 4 exons. NCBI's taxonomy places the organism in Eukaryota, Fungi, Basidiomycota, Tremellomycetes, Tremellales, Cryptococcaceae. Gene Ontology annotation, biological process: endoplasmic reticulum to Golgi vesicle-mediated transport.